This is a messenger RNA of Dipodomys ordii (Ord's kangaroo rat), 528 nucleotides long. RefSeq names its product transmembrane epididymal protein 1 (gene Teddm1). The record is from RefSeq and is a predicted model, not a curated record. The transcript is spliced from 4 exons. NCBI's taxonomy places the organism in Eukaryota, Metazoa, Chordata, Mammalia, Rodentia, Heteromyidae. Bases 1 to 528 code for a protein of 175 amino acids.
AUGGCAACCUUUAUUGGUCAGGUAUACCCUGGCCUGUUUCUGGCCUUAUAUGGACUGUAUCAGGCAACAGUGGUUUCUAAAGUCAUGAUAUUCAGUGGCUUCCUCCUGUACCCUUCAGGCCUUCCCAUAUAUAAGGAAAGAUGGGCCAGGCUAUGGGAAAUCUCCCAACAGUUCUCCAUGUUCACGCUCCUCACUCUCAUUGGCUUUGUAGAUGUCAUCAGCAAGAAUGUACUGCCCCAGAAGCGUGUGGUCCUAGGAUGCUACUCCCUCCUGCUGCUGCUGCUGGCAUCCCUCAUUCAGGGCUCAUCAGGGAUGGAGCUACAAGUUCAUUCUCUGCUCAUCUUGGUGCUGCUGCUGCCGCUGCACCUCUGGCAUUAUCAUUACAGUCCCAGUUUGAAGAUGACAGGGUCCAAAGAAGCGCCAUAUCAUAAGAGCACUCCAGAACUCUUCUGUAGGCUAAUGCAGGAAGUAGUGCAGCCAGAGAGAAGACCCAGCUUCCCUUCUCUCCUUUCCAAAAGCUCACCCUGA